UGGAUGAAUUUCCCAUAAGGUUGUUAUAUACCUAACGCUACAUUUGAAAACCUUGGUAACUACGAAACCAAAUUUAGAUCGUAUUCGAAAAUAUCGAAUUUCGCUCGCGUAGAGCGAAAAGCAGCUGUCAGAACGAGCCGUUAAAAUUAAAGUUCCCACAGAGUUUAAAGAACAACAGUUUGCUUUUACUUCUUCGCACGUCUGCCACCUAAAAGUAAAAGAAUCGCAUUUCCGAGCAUUCAGAACUGAUUUACACCAUAGUGUGCCUUAAUACCAUCAUCAGCUAAGAUAUCAUUUCAGCACUUCUUGCGGCUUCAGCUUUAGACGCUGUUUGCCUCGCGUAUUUGUUUUGCUCGACAGUUUGGUUCAACAUGGCGUGCAACAAAGAGAAUCGCAAAUUAUUCACCGUACCGGCAUCGGUAUCUGCGGGCGCAACAAUCGCAUCCCAUUCGGGAACGUUGUUCGGGAAAAAAGGCACCACGGUUGCCGCACCGGUUGCUGCAAACCAAGCGCUUAAAGCCAACGCAUCAAAAGUUGUCGGGAAGGUAGCGGAAGGACAAAGCAUGGGAGUGUUCAAAGCUCCGCAGCUACCACCACCUGUAGUACGAAUAACGGCAGCUAGCAAUAGCAAACCAGCCGCUGAAAAACCAACCACCUCAAAGACUGAAGAAUGCCAACCGGAACCAAUGGAUACAACACCGUCCAGCAGUGAUAAACCGGAUGCUGGACAACCGAGAGCCACCAACCACGAAACUAACCAAACUGCACCACAAAAACCUACCAAAAAGGUGUGGACACUUAGCAACUUCGAUAUCGGUCGACCGUUGGGUCGAGGCAAGUUUGGAAAUGUGUAUCUUGCUCGUGAAAAGGAAACGAAAUUUGUCAUUGCAUUGAAGGUUCUUUUUAAGAAGCAGGUACACGCGCAGGGCAUAGAGCAUCAGGUGCGAAGAGAAAUCGAAAUUCAAUCCCAUUUGCGUCAUCCAAACAUAUUGCGCAUGUACGGAUACUUUCACGACGAGUCACGAAUUUAUCUCAUCUUGGAGUACGCACCGGGUGGUACACUUUUCAAGGAGCAGCAGCAGCAGCCAGGCAAACGGUUCCCCGAGAAACGAUGCGCCAUCUACGUGUACUCGCUUGUAUCCGCGCUGAUCUAUCUGCACGAACGCAACGUUAUACAUCGUGACAUUAAGCCGGAAAACUUACUCCUGGGACAUGGCGGUGAGCUAAAGAUAGCCGAUUUCGGAUGGUCCGUGCACGAGCCGACAUCGUCGCGCACCACACUGUGCGGUACGCUCGAUUAUCUGUCGCCGGAAAUGGUACAAGGCCAACCGCACACCAAAACCGUAGAUCUGUGGAGUCUCGGCGUGCUGGCGUACGAACUGCUGUGCGGAAAGGCACCAUUCUUGGCCAACACUUAUGAGGAAACGUACCGGAAGAUUAUGAAAGUGCAGUACACUGUACCGCCGGAUGUGACGAAGGCAGCUGCUCACUUAAUUUCGCGAUUGCUCGUUAAAGAUCCUGCCAACCGUAUGCCGUUGGAAAAUGUGGCCACCCACCCAUGGAUCCAGCUGCAUGUGGACAAAAAGUAAGCGAAGUGCCAUUUACGUUAGUGUUGCU
Anopheles funestus (African malaria mosquito) is the source of this 1617-nucleotide messenger RNA. RefSeq names its product aurora kinase C (gene aurA). The transcript has 2 exons. Lineage: Eukaryota; Metazoa; Arthropoda; Insecta; Diptera; Culicidae. Gene Ontology annotation, cellular component: spindle pole centrosome; spindle midzone; spindle microtubule. The coding region runs from base 372 to 1589 and encodes 405 amino acids. Gene Ontology annotation, molecular function: protein kinase activity; ATP binding. Gene Ontology annotation, biological process: mitotic spindle organization; regulation of cytokinesis; protein phosphorylation. The record is from RefSeq and is a predicted model, not a curated record.